UGGCGCCGGUCAACGGUUGAUAAACCUCUUUCUAAACUUCUCUCUCUCUUGCUUGGUCAUUCAAUUUUGUGGAGGAGCUUUUUGGGUUCUCUUAGUUUUUUCUUCUACUCCAAUUGAUCCAAAAAAGCUCAACUUUUAUAAUUUCUUUUUGGAGAAUUUUGCUUUCAAGUUCUUGGUGCCUUUUCAACUACAAAGGAAAUGGCACAACGUACUCAUGUACCAAAAUUCGGCAAUUGGGAGGGUAGUGACAAUGUUCCUUACACGGCAUAUUUCGACAAAGCUCGAAAAGGUCGGACUGGCUCAAAGAUGAUAAACCCAAAUGACCCCGAGGAAAAUCCUGAUUUAGUUUUUGAUAAUUCAUCAUCCGAACAACCACCUUCGUCCAAAUCCAAACCCAAAGUCGAUUCAGAUGAUCUAUACGGAAAAGGAUCAGCGCGAGCAACAAUUGAGACACGUAAGAGUCUCGAAGAUGGUGAUCCUAAGCAAUAUGCUGACUCUCCAGCUCGUCAUGACAAUGUAGGUAACCGGAGUUCCAAUGACUCUACACCUCGUCUUGGAGUAGGUUCUGCUGAUAACCGACGAAGACCUUCAAGACAAAGUACUGCUGGGUCUGAAUACAGCGUUGAACGUUCACCCCUUCAUCGUCAGGCUAGAGCUCCGGGAAAAGACAAUCCUUCGUUGGAAACAAAGAAUUCUUACGACAGCAGUCACGGUACACCAGGAAGAUCUCGGUUAAGACCAGUUAAUCGAGGAGACGAAACUCCUGAGAAAGGCGCGGCUGUUCCAAAAUUCGGUGAAUGGGAUGUGAGUAACCCUGCAUCAGCAGAGGGCUAUACUCACAUUUUCAACAAGGUGAGGGCAGAGAGACAGGGUGGGCCCGGACAUGCAUCCGGCACACCUAAUGAGAGGCCGCAUGUUAUCCGUAACCAACCUUCCGAUGGCAAAGUCCAGUGUUGCUGCUUUGCUUGGGGAAGAAAAUGAUUUGUGGGAAAGUUUGAAGUGUAUUUUGUGAAAAGAAAAGAAAGUGAAAAUAGUGUUGUGACCUUGUGAAUGAUCAUGAGGUUUGUGUUUGUAAAUAUCCAAGGUUUCUCUUUCCAAGCGGGAAGAUAUAUCAUUGAAUUGCAUCUGUCAUAUAAUUACUGUGUCCUUUUUCGUUUCAUGUAUGUUUUUUCUUUCGGCAAAAAGGCGACAAUUUGCUUGCAAGAUUGUGAUUUUUCAUAUUUUUUUUGGCCUUCUAUGGCGUUACCGUUAUGAUCUUACUAUUCAAUUUAACUGUAUUUAUUUGUUCAAGAUAUAUAAGAGAUUGAUUAUGUGUUCAA
Vicia villosa (hairy vetch) is the source of this 1319-nucleotide messenger RNA. Its product is annotated as RPM1-interacting protein 4-like. The transcript has 4 exons. Bases 199 to 981 code for a protein of 260 amino acids. The record is from RefSeq and is a predicted model, not a curated record. NCBI's taxonomy places the organism in Eukaryota, Viridiplantae, Streptophyta, Magnoliopsida, Fabales, Fabaceae.